AUGAGGAAAGGGGGAUCCACUGAUAAUAGAUUAUUAAGGAGGACAUUCAGCAGGUCAUAUUAUUAUAAGAAUGGAGAACAGACAGAAGAGGCUAGUAACAGCAGUAGGAAAAUUAAUGGUAUUCCGGAAAGCAGCGCUAGUGGGAAUGGGAGCACAAGUGGAAAAAAUGUCACAACAAAUAGAAAGCAUAAUACCACAACAAGUAAGAAGAAUACUACGACAAGUAAGAAGGAUACCACGACAAGUAAGAAGGAUACCACGACAAGUAAGAAGGAUACCACGACAAGUAAAAAGAAUAGCACUACAAGUAAGAAGAAUAGCACUACAAGUAAAAAGAAUACCUCAACAAGUAAAAAGAAUACUAUGACAAGUGCAUCUGAAAGCGAUGCAGAGAAUAAGUUGAAACAUUUGGAUGGAAAAAUUAAGGAAGAGGUACAAGUAAAGGAAAGAGAAGAAGGAGAUCGAGAUGGUGAAGGCAUAGAAUUGUUUUAUGCUGAAGAAGAAGGAGGAGAAAAUAAAAAUAAUAAAACAUCCAAGAUGGAAAAAAACGCAAAAGAAAAAACAAAAGAAAAUUUUUCAUCUCAAGAAAAAGAAAUGACGAUAAAAAGCGAGGAUGCUUCUACUAAACCCAGUGUAGAGAAUAAUUGUAAUAAUACAAAUAGGAGCAGUGCCAACAACAACAACAAUAACAGUAACAAUAGCAACAACAAUAGCAAUAACAAUAACAACAACAAUAACAAUAACAAUGGGAGCAACGGAGUUGGCAUCGGUGGGAAUAAGCACAAAGAGGGAGAAAUUCAAGAUAAAAAUAACAUUCUUUGCCCACUAUGUGUAGAAGUAUUAGACGAAACGGAUAGAAAUUUCUUCCCUUGUGAUUGUGGGUAUCAGAUAUGUCUGUGGUGUUUAUAUUACAUACGAGAUCACAUGUGUAAUAAGUGUCCAGCAUGCAGGAGGAGUUAUGAUGAAAAGAAUUUUAUAUAUAACAGAGAAACUCAUGAAAAAUUGCUUAAAAAACAGAAAAAUCAGCAUAAGGGUGGGAAUAGUAAAACAGAUGGAAAUAACAACAACAGUAAUAAUAAUUGUACUAGUGGCACGAAUGGUGCUUGUUGUGGUGCAAUCUGUGCUAGCACUAAUAUUUCAUGUGGCGUUAAUUGUAUUAUGAAUAAUAUGACUAAUAACAAUAGACAAUAUAAUAACUUUCAUAAUGUUAAUAGUACUACUGCCAUUUUUAGAAGACCAGAAUUUUAUAAAAAUGCGAACAUAUAUAGUAUUCAUGAGUAUGAUAAUUUGUUUGAAAUUAUAAGGGGAAUUCGUGUUGUACAAAGAAAUUUGGUUUUUGUAAUUGGCAUUACAUCUGCAUAUGCAAAAAAAAACUUAUUAAAAAAAAAUGAAUAUUUUGGAAAAUAUGGACAAAUAUUAAAUAUAAUUGUUAAUAAAUCACAGGCUUAUAAUCCACAUUACAAUGGCCCGUCCUUUAGUGCAUACAUAACUUAUAGUAAUGAAAAAGAAGCUAUCAAUGCAAUUUAUUUUAUUGAUGGUAUGAUUCUGGAUAAUAAAACUUUGAAAGCUUCAUUUGGAACAACAAAAUAUUGUGCUGCCUUUUUAAAAAAUAUGCCAUGCACAAAUGAGGAUUGUUUUUAUUUACAUGCAUUAGGAAAUGCAGUCGACAGUUUUUCUAAAGAUGAUAUUCAUGGUCCCAAACAUAUUUAUCAUGACUUGUUAUAUUUCUAUUUUAAAAAACUUCCUGACAGAAAAAACGAUUCCAACAAUAAUAGUUAUGAUUGUUCAGGCAAUAUUGUAAUAAAAACUGCAAGGAAAUCUGAAGAUACAUCAGCAGCAGGAGUAAUGGGCGUAGCAACAUCAAUCACAUCGACACCAAUGGGGAUUGGAACACCUGGAGGUGGGGUUGUGAACAUCAGCACAACCACUCGCCCGAUAUCCACCACAAAUGAUAAAGAAAUAACUGAUAGUAAGAAAAAAAACGAUAUUAGGGAAGAACCCACCAAUUGUAAGAAACAAAACUCUUUGUUUUCAUCAAUUCAAAGAGAUACAAAGUCAAACGAGUGGAAAAUUAAAAAUCUGGAGACAGCCAAAGAAAUUAUGAACAAAGGUUCAGACGAAUUGAGAACAGAUGCAAAAAGUGUGAAGGAUGUGAAAGAGGGUAUUACUAAUAAAACAUCAAAGGAUAGUCUUCCUGGAGAGGAAAAAAAUAAAUGGACAUUGGAAUCAAAAUUUGUGAAUCUAAUAAAGAAUAAUGCAAGAGCUGCAUCCACUUCUCUGGAAGAUCUGGAAGAAGAAGGAGAAGAAGAAGAAGAAGAAGAAGAAGAAGGAGAAGCACAAGAAGAAGAAGGAGGAGAAGAAGAAGAAGAAGAUGAAGAAGAAAAAACAAAUACCAAUACCAAAAGUAAGAAAAAGAAAAAAAAACAAAAAUGUGAAGAAUCAUUCCUGUCGAAUUAUCAAGGAAAGGUGGAGGAGGAAGAAGAUCAUACAAAUAUAAUUUCUACACAGAAAGCGAAAAAUUAUCGUAAUUCUGUCCAAAAUAGUAGCAUAUCGAAGAAUGAAAAUAUAAACAAUUCCUCUAAGGAUAACGAUAAGGACAAGGAAAGAUACAUGAACAAAAAUAUUUCCAAGAAUAAUUCCAACGAGCUAGAGGAAAAUUCUUACGAUGUAGAUGCCAUGUCUGAGAAUUAUCCGCUCAUAACCGACGUACGAUUUGACAAAGACAAGAAAAAAAAAAUGAAAAAAAAAGCAGAAAAGAAAAAAGCCAAUGAGAAGAAAAAGGCAGAAGAAGUUCAAGCAGACAACAAAAAGAAACCAAUAGAAGAAGUACAUACGAAAAAUGAAAAAUCCGUUGCACAGAUUUCUAAGAAGGAUUCUUCCAUACUCCAGGAAGAACACUUACGAGACAAGGAAGGCGAAAAGGAAACAAAGAAGCAAAAGAAAAAAAUAUCUAGUAGUAUUAGCAGUGGUGUAGAUAAUAAACAAAUCCAACCCGAGGACCAGGUAGAUAAACCAUCAGAUGGAUCUCCAAAACAGGAGGAGGGAAAAUCAUUUAACAAUCCAAAUGAGAAGAAACAAAUAGGUGAAGAGGAGGUAGUGGAGGUAAAAAACAAAUAUGCAAAAAUGAAAUUUAAAAUCGGAAGUUUUUUUAAUGAUUUGUUUGACACUGGUAGAAAAAGAGCACCCAGAGGAGGCGAAGGAGGAAAUGAUACAAGUAACGCUGAGAAGAAAGAAGAAAAAAAUAUUCCAACUGUCACAGCCACGCCGAAUGGUGCAGCCACAUCUAAUGCUACAGGAACAGCGAAAAAUGAGGAAUUGAAAAACAAAGGCGAAGAAAAAAAUAACACUGCAAAAUAUUCAGUGUCGAAAGAUGAUGACUCUGUAAACGAUUGGAAAAAAGGAGACGCAUAUGUAGAUGGGGACGAUGUCCCCUUGAAGCAAAAGAAAGUGCAAAGGUACGAGCCGAAACAGGAGCAGGGAAGAGAAAAGGAGGAAAUGAAACUGAAGGAACAAGAUAAAGGAAGAGAAGAAACGGGAAGAAGAAAAAAUGAACAGAACUCACUAAAAAGAGACAUGGAAAAGGAAGUAGGUGAAGUGCGAACACAGAAGGUUAGGGUCCACGACAGGUCCCAUUUUCCGGCUGACAAAGCAGAUGCAGUAAUUGGUGGAGAUUCAGUUCGAGUUGAUGCAACCGAGACACCUCGAGUUGGUUCAGAUGGAGGUACUGCUAAGCCAGUUGGACUAGAUGCAGUUAACGCGAACCCAUUUGAAUCAGAUGCUGUUAUCGCAAGCCCAGCUGAAUCAGAAGCGGUUAUGGCUAGCCCAAUUAAGGAAGUACAGGAUGAUAUGACAAAAUCUGCGAAGAUAAACACACAGGAAAAGGGAGAAGGAAAAAGCGGAUAUAGUGAGAAAGAAAACGAAGGAGAGAAACUGAAAAAACAUUGUCAGGAAAUUUUAAAGAAUCUAAAGAGAAAUCCAGAUAUGCCUCUAAGUGAAGGGAUUGAAAAAUAUAUCGCAAAUAAAAGAACUACCACCAAGGAAAUUUUGCAUUUUGACGAAUUGCACCAUAUAGUAAAUAAUUAUAUUAGCGAGAGGCCCAUUAAUAUGGAGAAAAAGAUGAUGAAAGGAGAAAAGAAUAUUAAUAAAGGAGGAGAUAACAACAGUUAUUCUUUGAAAGAGAAUAAAGAAAAGAAUAAAAAUAAUGGUGAAUCUGACAGAAGUAAUCAUAACAAUAAUGAUAUAAUAAAAGAUGCAGAGAUUGAGAAGAAGAAAAAGGAUACUUCAAAACCCAAUGAGGAAAUCCAGAAUUCAGAAAAAACACAAAGAGGACUAACAGAUGAGAAAAACCAAAUGGUAAGUGGCAAAGAGAAAAAGAAAAAAGAUAUUUUUAAUAUAAGGAAUAUGUACCAAAGGGAAAUGGAAGGGGAUAUUAUGAGUCUUAUAAGAGAAAUGAUGAUGCAUCGAAUGAAAUCCAAAAGUAAGAGAAACAAAAGUGGUUCCAUUUGUGAAACAAGUGGAAAGAUUGAAAUGGGACAUGUAGACCGGAUAAGCCAAAUGGAAGAUAUCAUAGAAAAAAAUGCUCUAUUUGAUGAUUUAGAAAUAUUCUUAAAGAAUUUAUGCGUUGCUAAAGGUAAGGCAAUUCAAAAUAAUCACAAUGAUAAGGAUGCAGUAUACUUAAUAGAAGGGGAUGAAAGAAGAACAAAUGAUUAUCUGAUGUAUACUAAUGACGAGCAUAUUUUUUUAAAAUCACAUAAAGGAAUUAUGGAAUUCAUUUUUAAAAAGGAUGAAAAAAGAAACAUGAAAGAAAUGAAUUAUCUUCAUGAAAAUACAUUUGAUAUAUAUAAAGAAUUAAUUUUAUCAAAAAAUUCAGAUUUACUAACGGCAAAUGAUAUCCUUUUUGAUAAAAUGUUUAAUGAAGAAAUAAACUUCGUUCAACAGUUAUGCAAAGAAAAUUACCUGAACGCGUCAGGUAAUAAAGCACCUUGCAGGAAUAGCAAAAUAGAAACUACUUUUUAUGAACAAACCAAUAAUUUAAACAAAAAAUGUAAAAAAAAAAACCAUACUACACUUCCAAAUCUAUGGGUAAAUUUUAAUCAUUCCUUUCACGCAAACGAAGUAAAUGAAAAGGUUAAUUUGAGCGCUUAA
Molecule: messenger RNA, 5145 nt
Organism: Plasmodium gonderi
Lineage: Eukaryota; Apicomplexa; Aconoidasida; Haemosporida; Plasmodiidae
Exons: 1
Coding region: 1-5145 (1714 amino acids)
Biological process (GO): protein ubiquitination
Cellular component (GO): CCR4-NOT complex
Molecular function (GO): ubiquitin-protein transferase activity; RNA binding
Source: RefSeq, a predicted model, not a curated record